CGUUUUGAGUACCGAUUUGAAAUUUGAGGGUUUAAGACCGAACAUUUGAGUGUGAUGGCUCCUGCGGAGAAUUUCGGUGUUUUAAUAAAUUGCUAAUUUUUGCUUAAUGUAAAGGAAAUUCGUGCUGUAGAUGGGAAAAUAUGUCAUAUGAGAGACUAUCAGCAGAUAUUCGUGACCGCAGCAUGGCCGAAGACAAUACGCAGGCAGUGAAUGCAAAUGGUGAUCAAUCAAAGGAGACACCAAAAAUUGCAAAAAUGGGAAAAUCGAAAGGCAGUCAAGAGGAAGAUCCGGAAAAUAUGCCCAGUUCAUUAUUCAUACUUAGCGAACAGAACUUAAUACGUAGAGCUGCACGAGCGACCAUUAAUUCGAUGGCAUUCGAGUACUCUAUUUUGGGCACAAUUCUGGUGAAUUGUAUUGUUAUGGCAAUGGAGGAGCAUCUACCAUGCACAGACAAGUCGGUAUUCACAGCAAAAUUGGAUAAAACGGAAAACUACUUUUUGGUGAUUUUUUCGACGGAAACGUUCCUGAAAAUCAUCGCACAGGGUUUCAUUUUGCAUCCAGGUUCCUAUAUGCGAAAUGUGUGGAAUUCUAUGGAUUUUUUUGUUGUCACUACAGGAAUCAUUGCGGAGAUUAUGAAGUUGACGACGGAUGGUAAAUCUGGGAGUUUGAAUUUUAAAGCCUUAAAGUCGAUUCGAGUACUGAGACCAUUGAAACUGAUAUCGGGUGUUCCAAGUUUACAAGUGGUUAUGUCGUCGAUUCUGAAGGCAAUGGCGCCGCUACUACAAAUCGGUUUAUUGAUUUUAUUUGCAAUCAUUAUAUUUGCAAUCAUUGGAUUGGAAUUUUACUGUGGAGUUUUGCACAAAACUUGCUACAAUUUGGAAAAGAUAGACGAAAUUUAUAACGAGGGAGAAAACCCCGUUCCCUGCAGUUCUGAUUUUAAGAACGAUAAAGGUGGUCCGGCUGGAUUUGCUUGUGUAAAUUUGACUGGCAGCACUUGCUUACAGAAUUGGGAUGGACCGAAUCAUGGAAUCACUAGCUUUGAUAAUAUUGUAUUGGCUAUGCUAACAGUUUUCCAAUGCAUUACGAUGGAGGGCUGGACGCCGAUUAUGUAUUGGAUGAACGAUGCCGUGGGAUCGACUUGGAAUUGGUUGUAUUUCGUUCCACUGAUAGUGAUUGGUUCAUUUUUUAUGUUGAAUUUGGUACUCGGAGUCCUUAGUGGUGAAUUUGCCAAAGAAAGAGAAAAGGUAGAAAAUCGUAUGGCAUUUUUGAAGCUCCGUCGAGAUCAACAAGUCGAACAGGAAUUCGACUGUUACAUUGAAUGGAUAUGUAAAGCCGAGGAGCUUAUUUUAAAUGAAGAAAGAACUACUGAAGAGACUAAAAAACACAUCAUCGAUGCUCGGCGACGAGCCAAAAAGAAGAAGUUGAGCAAAAUGGGAAAAUCAACUGACACCGAAGAAGAGGAAGAGGACUAUGCGGAAGAUGAUGAAGACAAGAAAAAGAAAAGAGACAGGGAGACCGGAAAAUUCAAAGGUUUUUGGUUGGCUGAAAAGCGGCUACGCUACUGGAUCAGAAGCACCGUUAAAACUCAGAUUUUCUAUUGGUUCAUUAUAACUUUGGUAUUUUUGAACACCGCCUGUGAAGCUGUCGAACACUAUGGACAGCCAGAUUGGCUAACACAGUUUUCAGAUUACGCCGAAUUCAUUUUCCUCUCUUUAUUCAUAUCGGAAAUGGUAAUCAAGGUCUAUGCUAUCGGCUUACGUAAACAUUUCGAAUCGGCGUUCAAUCGUUUCGAUUUCAUUGUAAUUACCGGCUCAAUAUUUGAGGUAGCCUGGUCACACUUCAAAGACGAUACAUUCGGUCUAUCCGUUCUGCGAGCAUUACGCUUGCUUCGUAUAUUUAAAGUGACGUCGUACUGGUCAUCGUUGCGGAAUCUAGUCAUCUCGCUAUUGAAUUCAAUGAAGUCGAUCAUUUCGUUGCUUUUCCUAUUGUUCCUGUUUAUAUUCAUUUUUGGUCUGUUGGGAAUGCAGUUGUUUGGUGGAAAAUUCAAUUUUGACGACGAAACACCGGAUGCCCACUUUAACACAUUUUCACCGGCAUUGCUAACUGUUUUUCAAAUUUUAACGGGAGAGGAUUGGAAUGAAGUCAUGUACGAUGGUAUCAAGUCUCAGGGCGGCAUACGUGGCUAUGGAUUGUAUUAUUCUUUAUACUUCAUCAUUCUCACACUGUUCGGCAACUACACUCUGCUAAACGUCUUCUUGGCUAUAGCAGUGGACAAUUUAGCCAGUGCACAAGAGCUCACAGCAGCAGAAGAACAUCAGAAGGAAGCGGAUAAAGAGAAGCAAUGGCAGGAACUACAACGAGAAAUCGAGAGCUUAAAAGCUGAUGAUCCAGCGAAGGUGAAUGAUUUGACAAAACAGCAAGAAGCCAUUAAGCCACAAGAAAAGGAGGAGGAAGCAAAUGAAGAAGAAGAUGAAAACGGACCGAAGGAAAUGCUACCAUAUUCGUCAAUGUUCUGUUUGUCACCUACAAAUCCUAUCCGUCGCGGUGCUCAUUGGAUCGUAAACAUGAAAUAUUUUGAUUUCUUCAUAAUGUUCGUCAUUGCGUUGUCAUCGAUUGCACUUGCCGCUGAAGAUCCGGUUGUCGAACAGAGCAAAAUCAAUGUAUUUCUGGAUAAGGUCGACGUUGGAUUUACUGCAGUAUUUGCCAUGGAAAUGGUACUGAAAGUGAUCGACUUGGGAAUCAUAUGUCAUCCGAAAAGUUAUUUACGCGACAUCUGGAAUAUCAUGGACUCGGUGGUUGUCAUCUGUGCUAUUGUCAGCAUGAUACUGAAAAUGAUUGCUGGCGAAGAAAAGAGUAGCAUGUCCCAGAAUCUACAAACAAUGAAGUCAUUGAGAGUAUUGAGAGUUUUACGCCCGCUGAAAACCAUUAAGCGAAUUCCAAAACUGAAAGCAGUUUUCGAUUGUGUGGUAAAUUCCCUGAAGAAUGUGGUCAACAUAUUGGUGGUGUAUUUGCUGUUCAAUUUCAUUUUUGCUGUGAUUGGUGUCAAAUUGUACAAUGGAAAGUUUCAUUACUGCACGGACGAGAGUAAGAAAUCUCGAGCCGAUUGUCAAGGAAAUUUCUUUUCUUACGGGGACGGAAUGCUACCAUCAUCCGAACAGCGACAAUGGAAAGUCCAAACCUUUCACUACGACAAUGUAAUGACCGCAAUGUUAACUCUAUUUGUCGUGCAAAGUACGGAAGGAUGGCCAGUUGUUCUCAAGGCAUCAAUGGAUGCAUAUCAAAAGGACACAGCUCCCGUUCCAAACUAUCGUACCGAAAUGUCAAUUUACUACAUCGUCUACUUUAUCGUGUUUCCGUUUUUCUUUGUUAACAUUUUCGUCGCCUUGAUCAUCGUCACGUUUCAGGAGCAGGGCGAGGCUGAGCUGGAAGACGGUGGCGUUGACAAAAAUCAAAAAUCUUGCAUUGAUUUUGCAAUCAAUGCACGGCCAACGGAGCGAUACAUUCCGGAAGAUCGAGAUACUUUUCAAUAUAAAGUUUGGAGUUUUGUUGUAUCACCUCCGGUGGAGAAUUUUGUUAUGGCGUUGAUAGUGUUGAACACUAUUUUACUGAUGAUGAAGUUCCACGGUCAAAGUGAAACGUACGAAAAAGUCAUGCAGUUCAUCAAUAUGGCCUUUACUGGAAUGUUCACCAUCGAAACAAUUUUGAAAAUUAUUGGAUUUCGAUUCAGGAAAUUCUUCCAAGAUCCGUGGAAUGUUUUCGACUUCAUAACGGUGGUGGGAAGUGUUGCGGAAGCGAUCAUAACUUUAAUGGCGGGAGAGCCAAAGUUGAAUGAUCCCGAUUCGGAAUUCGCCCGUUUGAACCCAUAUGCUGGAUGGUUUGACAAACAGAAAAUCACUGAUGGGGACAAAGGCCUAAAUGUUGGGUUCUUACGGCUUUUUCGUGCAGCUCGAUUGAUCAAAUUAAUGCGUCAAGGCGCCACUAUUCGGGUACUACUCUGGACAUUUGUUCAGUCAUUCAAGGCACUGCCUUAUGUAUGUUUACUGAUUGCAAUGCUGUUCUUCAUUUAUGCCGUCGUUGGGAUGCAGGUUUUCGGAAACAUAGAAAUAAAUCCCGACACAUCGAUCACAAGACAUAAUAAUUUUCAGGAGUUUGGCAAAGCACUCAUGCUGUUAUUCAGAUCAUCAACGGGUGAAGCGUGGCCGAACAUAAUGUUAGAUUGCAUGCAAAAUCGAAAUUGUGAGAAGGGUUCCGAUAAAAAACAUGGCGAAUGUGGAUCUCCAGUUUCAGUGAUAUAUUUCGUGUCUUUCAUCUUCUUUUGCUCGUUUUUGAUGCUAAACUUGUUUGUGGCCGUUAUAAUGGAUAAUUUUGACUAUCUAACGAGAGAUUCGAGUAUUUUGGGAGCACAUCAUUUGGACGAAUACAUUCGAAUUUGGACCGAGUUCGACCCGAGUGCAUCAGGCAAGAUUAAUUAUCGGGAAAUGUACGACGCUCUCAAAACCAUCGACCCACCGUUAGGAUUCGGCAAACAAUGUCCCAGUCGAUUAGCGUACAAAAAACUGAUUCGAAUGAAUAUGCCAGUGGAUGCAGAAGGAAAUGUUAAUUUUACCACCACAUUGUUCGCGUUAAUUCGGGAAAAUUUGUGCAUUCAUAUGCGACCUGCCGAUGAAAUGGAUCAGGCCGAUGAGGAACUGCGAGAAACUAUCAAACAUAUGUGGCCGUUUCAAGGGCCGAAGAUGAUCGAUUUGCUAGUGCCGCCAAAGGAAAUGCUGAAUGGUGAAAAUAUGACGGUGGGAAAAAUCUACGGCGGUCUGUUGAUUUUAGAGUCUUGGCGAUCGUCACGAUUCGGGAAAAAUACCAGCAAUUUGCCGCUAUUUGGCUUGCAUAACACAAAUAACAAUGAAGUCAAACAGGACGACAAUCAACAACAUCUUCAUCCAGAUCAGGCGAACUUGGAAAAUCGUCGGUCAAGUUUCAGGCCUCCACUUGUACGAUCACCUCGCUCUCCAAGCCAACAAGGAAUAGUAGAUGCGGUCUCAAAUGUUGUCGAAUUUGUAAAGGAUGAAAAAACGUAUCGUGGUCGACGAUACUUACAGUCCCGUUAUCCGAAAGGAACGUCAUCAGCUUCGACGAGUCCAGACCUAGAUCGUCAUUCGAGGGAACGACAUCGAUUGGGUCAUGCUCCGUAUGAAGUCAGUCCCAGAGCUUACGUUCAAAAACCUCGAUUACACCGUAAGGGAACAACAUCGAGUUCGUCGAGUCCAUACACGUACGACUCGUAUUCUAACCGCCGCAAUCAAUCUAGCUACGAAUCAUAUGAGUACGAUACCCAUGUUUUGACCGGAAAAUCUCGAUCACCGAGUCCUAGUCAACGAAAUGGCCAUCGUCGCACUUACGGGUCAAGAAAUUACAAUGGACGAAAAUUACCACCAACGCCGAAGCAACCAUCAACUCUUCAAGUUCCAUUCCAAUCUAACUUGAAUUUACCGAGAUUAGACACGAGCCCUUCCUCGUUGAUCGGUGCUCACACCCAACCGAUUCUUCAAAUUUUACCGCACUCGCUGAAUGGAAACAAUUUUCUUUACAACAAUCAUAACCAACACCUCAAGUACGAUGACAUUGAUCGAGAAUUGUACGAACGUGAACGUGACGUCGAUAGUGAAUGUGGCAUAAACAGUCCCCCAGAAAAACGGAAAUGGGGCGACGGUCCAUUGUCAUUUGAAGAAGCAAUUCUGCUCUCGCGACCUAUUCGUUCAUCUUCGGUUGUCUGGGACGGUUUGAAGACUACUGUUGUCGGUUAUUCGGCUCAAGAUUCCGUUUUGGAUGACGAUGGAUGGUGCUAGCACACCCUCACGACCAAAGGAUUCUUUUGAUCCUAUUAGUCUCUUUACAAAAUACAAAUCUUUUCUUUGCAGAAGCACUUUUAUGAUGGUCUUUUAGUCGGUGAUUUUUGUGAGCAUCGAAUUUAUUGAAUUGUUGGAACUGAAGUUAAAGUUUAAAUGUUAGUUGAAGGAAACGUAAAAACUGGUUGUUUAUUGCAUCAUGUUAAGGGUAUAUCGUAUCGUUAGAAAAUGAAGUAGAAGAGCCGCAUUGAAAGUAACUCGUUUUCGAAUUCAAAUUUGCAUUGAUUUACAGAGAUUUUUACAAUUCAAACAGUAACAUUAACAUAGCUACCAUUGUCGGCCAUAUUAUAGUAAAGCCGGCAUGUGAAACGUGCGCACAUUUAUAAAUUUCUAAAAAUCGUCAAACGCAAUCGAAUGUAAUCCGACUAGUUUUUUCUAUUAAAGUUUAGAUGAAUUAAA
This is a messenger RNA of Bradysia coprophila, 6299 nucleotides long. Its product is annotated as voltage-dependent calcium channel type A subunit alpha-1-like. Lineage: Eukaryota; Metazoa; Arthropoda; Insecta; Diptera; Sciaridae. Gene Ontology annotation, biological process: calcium ion import across plasma membrane; chemical synaptic transmission. Gene Ontology annotation, cellular component: membrane; voltage-gated calcium channel complex. The record is from RefSeq and is a predicted model, not a curated record. Gene Ontology annotation, molecular function: calcium ion binding; high voltage-gated calcium channel activity.